This is a messenger RNA of Elephantulus edwardii (Cape elephant shrew), 5364 nucleotides long. RefSeq names its product tet methylcytosine dioxygenase 3 (gene TET3). Gene Ontology annotation, biological process: positive regulation of transcription by RNA polymerase II; oxidative demethylation. The record is from RefSeq and is a predicted model, not a curated record. Lineage: Eukaryota; Metazoa; Chordata; Mammalia; Macroscelidea; Macroscelididae. The coding region runs from base 1 to 5364 and encodes 1787 amino acids. Gene Ontology annotation, cellular component: nucleus. The transcript has 11 exons. Gene Ontology annotation, molecular function: zinc ion binding; DNA 5-methylcytosine dioxygenase activity; DNA binding.
AUGAGCCAGUUCCAGGUGCCCUUGGCCGUUCAGCCGGACCUGCCCGGCCUCUAUGACUUCUCUCAGGGCCCGGUGAUGGUGGGGGGCUUCCAGGCGCCCAGCCUCCCUAUGACAGCGAGCGAGCCCCAACUCCGAGGGGGUGCGGACGGGCGGAAGAAGCGCAAGCGGUGCGGGACUUGCGAGCCCUGCCGUCGCCUGGAAAACUGUGGUGCCUGCACCAGCUGCACCAACCGGCGCACGCACCAGAUCUGCAAGCUGCGCAAGUGUGAGGUGCUCAAGAAGAAGGCGGGGCUCAUCAAGGAGGUGGAGAUAAAGGCUGGUGAAGGAGCCGGGCCGUGGGGACAAGGACCUGCUGUCAAGACAAGUUCAGAGCUCAGCCCAGUUGAUGGACCUCUUCCAGGUCAGAUGGACUCAGGGCCAGUGUACCAUGGGAACGCGCGGCAGCUAGGCGCCCCAGGGGCGCCUGUCAAUGGUGCUAGAGAACCUGCUGGGCCCAGCCUGCUGGGGGCUGGAGGUCCCUGGCGGGUAGACCAGAAGUCCGACUGGGACGCCACCCCGGGCCCAACUCACACCGCCCGCCUGGAAGAUGCCCACGACCUGGUGGCCUUCUCGGCCGUGGCCGAAGCCGUGUCCUCGUAUGGUGCCCUCAGCACCCGGCUCUACGAGACCUUCAACCGUGAGAUGAGCCGGGACCCGGGGAGCAGCGGCAGAGACCCCCGGCCAGGUGCCGAGGGCUGCUCCGUGGGCGGUGAAGACCUGGACACGCUGCAGACGGCCCUGGCCCUGGCCCGGCAUGGCAUGAAGCCACCCAGCUGCAACUGCGAUGGCCCCGAGUGCCCUGACUACCUCGCGUGGCUGGAGGGGAAGAUCAGGUCCGUGGUGGUGGAGGGUGCGGAGGAGCCGCCCAGGCGCCCGGCUGCGUUGCCCCCAGCUGAGGCUGGCCUCCCCGCCCCGAGCUCCCGACCGCUGCUCAGUGCCGAGCCCCCCCAGAUACCUCCCCCAGAAAGCCUGCCCUUGUCCCAGAGCGCUCUGAGCAUCGCCAAGGAGAAGAACAUCAGCCUGCAGACCGCCAUCGCCAUUGAGGCACUCACCCAGCUCUCCUCGGCCCUGCCCCAGCCCUCUCACGCCACCUCCCAGGCGUCCUGCCCGCUGCCCGAGGCCUUGUCCCCUCCAGCCCCUUUCCGACCACCCCAGUCCUACCUCCGGGCCCCCUCCUGGCCUUCAGUCCCCUCCGAGGAGCACCCGCCCUUUGCCCCAGACAGCCCUGCCUUCCCUCCAGCCCCUCCUCGGACCGAGUUUGCAGAAGCCUGGGGCACAGACACCCCACCAGCAGCCCCCCGAAGCCCCUGGCCCCUGCCGCGCCCGAGCCCUGACCCCAUGGCCGAGCUGGAGCAGCUGUUGGGCAGUGCCAGCGAUUACAUCCAAUCAGUGUUCAAGCGGCCUGAUGCCCUGCCCACCAAGCCCAAGGUCAAGACCGAGGCCCCUUCGCCCUCCCCAGCCCCCGCGCUGUCCCCGGGCCUCCAGAGGGAGGCUGCCCCGCCGCCCACGGAGCCUGACACCCACCAGAAGGCCCAGGCCGCACUGCAGCAGCACCUUCACCACAAACGCAGCCUCUUCCUGGAGCAGGCCCACAACGCCACCUUCCCCAACUCCACGGAGACCCCCGCGCCCAGCUGGUGGACCCCCGUCAGCUCACCGGCCCCACGGCCUCCAGACAGACCACCCAAAGAGAAGAAGAAGAAGCAGGCCCUGGCACCAUCCGGAGGCCCCCCGGGGACUGACAAAGGCACCCCCGGCAUCAAGCCUGCCGCCCGGAAGCCCAUUCAGAUAAAGAAGUCCAAGCUCCGGGACACACAGCCCCUCUUCCUACCCCUCCGGCAGAUCAUCCUGGAGGGGCUGCGGCCCCCAGCCCCCGAGGACACGCAGGCUCACCCGCCUGGACCCCUCCCCACCUCACAGGGCUCUGUGGUCCCCCUGCCCCCAGAACCCUCUCUUGCGCUAUUUGCACCAAGUCCCCCUGGGGACAGCCUGCUGCCCCCUACUCAGGAAACGAGGUCCCCCAGCCCCACAUCCUCCCUGCAGGCGGGCCCCACCGGCCCCUUACCCCCUGCUGAUGACAAGCUGGAAGAGCUCAUCCGGCAGUUUGAGGCAGAAUUUGGGGAUAGCUUUGGGCUCCCCGGCCCCCCGUCUGUGCCCCUUCAGGACCCUGAGAGCCAGCCAGUGUGUCUCCCUGCCCCCGAGAGCCCCUUUGCCAGCCGCUCCCCCAAGCAAAUCAAGAUUGAGGCUUCAGGGGCGGUGACUGUGCUGACCACCACCUGCUUCCCUUCUGAGGAGGGGAGCCAGGAUGUCACCCCCACCAAGGCCGAGAACCCGCUCACUCCCACCCUCAGCGGCUUCUUAGAGUCGCCCCUCAAGUACCUGGACACCCCCACCAAGAGUCUACUGGAUACGCCAGCCAAGAGGGCCCAGGCCGAGUUCCCCACCUGCGACUGCGUGGAACAAAUAGUGGAGAAGGACGAGGGUCCCUAUUACACGCAUCUGGGAUCCGGCCCCACUGUCGCCUCUAUCCGGGAGCUCAUGGAGGAACGGUAUGGCGAGAAGGGCAAGGCCAUCCGGAUCGAGAAGGUCAUCUACACCGGGAAGGAGGGCAAGAGCUCACGCGGCUGCCCCAUUGCAAAGUGGGUGAUCCGCAGACAGUCGGUGGAGGAGAAGCUGCUGGUGCUGGUGCGGCACCGGGCCGGCCACCACUGCCAGCACGCCAUCAUCGUCAUCCUCAUCCUGGCCUGGGAGGGCAUCCCCCGCAGCCUGGGCGACACCCUCUACCAGGAGCUCACAGACACGCUCCGCAAGUACGGGAACCCCACGAGCCGGAGAUGCGGCCUCAAUGACGACCGGACCUGCGCUUGUCAAGGCAAAGACCCCAACACCUGCGGUGCCUCCUUCUCCUUCGGCUGCUCCUGGAGCAUGUACUUCAACGGCUGCAAAUACGCCCGCAGCAAGACACCACGCAAGUUCCGCCUGGCGGGGGACAACCCCAAGGAGGAAGAAGUGCUACGGCAGAGCUUCCAGGACCUGGCCACCCAAGUCGCCCCCCUGUAUAAGCGCCUGGCCCCCCAGGCCUAUCAGAACCAGGUGACCAACGAGGACGUGGCAAUCGACUGCCGCCUGGGGCUGAAGGAAGGGCGGCCGUUCGCGGGGGUCACGGCAUGCAUGGACUUCUGCGCCCACGCCCACAAGGACCAGCAUAAUCUUUACAACGGGUGCACUGUGGUGUGCACGCUGACCAAGGAGGACAACCGCAGCGUGGGCCAGGUCCCCGAGGACGAACAGCUGCACGUGCUCCCGCUCUACAAGAUGGCCAGCACGGACGAGUUCGGCAGCGAGGAGAACCAGAAGGCCAAGGUGGACAGCGGGGCCAUCCAGGUGCUGACCGCCUUCCCCCGCGAGGUGCGCCGCCUGCCCGAACCUGCCAAGUCCUGCCGCCAGCGCCAGCUCGAGGCCCGCAAGGCUGCGGCCGAGAAGAAGAAGGUGCAGAAGGAGAAGCUGGGCACCCCAGAGAAGAUCAAGCAGGAGGCCCUGGAGCUGGCCGGCGUCCCCGCGGACACAGGACUCUCUCUGAAGGGUGGACUGUCCCAGCAAGGCCUGAAGCCCGCCCUCAAGGUGGAACCCCAGAACCACUUCAGCUCCUUCAAGUACAGUGGCAACGCGGUGGUGGAGAGCUACUCGGUGCUGGGCAGCUGCCGGCCCUCCGACCCCUACAGUGUGGACAGCGUGUACUCGUACCACUCCUACUAUGCACAGCCCGGCCUGCCCGCCGUCAACGGCUUCCACUCCAAGUACGCUCUGCCGUCGUUCAGCUACUACGGCUUUCCUUCCAGCAGCCCCGUCUUCUCCUCCCAGUUCCUGGGCCCCGGCUCCUGGGGCCACAGCAGCCGUGGCAGCAGUUUCGACAAGAAGCCAGACCUGCACGCCCUGCACAGUGGCCUGGGCACGGCCUACGGCGCUGGCGACUAUGCCGAGCCGCCGGCCUCGACGGUGCCCACGGACGCCCACCACCCCCCUCACCACCAGCAGCCUGCCUACGCGGGCCCCAAGGAGUACCUGCUCCCCAGGGCCGCCCCGGUGUGCCCCACGCCCACGGACCCCGCGCCCUUUGCCCAGAGCUCCAGCUGCUUCGCCAGAUCCAUCAAGCAAGAGCCCGUGGAGCCCCUGGCCCAGGCCGAGCCUGUCCCCAGGGAUCCGGGCAAGCUGGCCAAGACCCCUCUGCCCGAGGCAGCUCAGAACGGGGGCCCCAAUCACCUGUGGAGCCAGUACGCAGGAAGCUCAAGCGUGUCCCCCAAGAGGACUAAUGGUGUGGGUGGCAGCUGGGGUGCGUUCCCGUCCGGAGACAGCUCUACCGUCGUUCCCGAUAAGCUUGGUUCUUUUGGGACCAGCUGCCUGGCCCCAUCCCACUUCCAGGAUGGCCAGUGGGGGCUGUUCCCCAGCGAGGGGCACCAGCCAACCCCCCAGGCCGGGGGACGGCUGCGUAGCAAGCCCUGGAGCCCCUGCAAGUUCGGGAACGUAGGCACAGCCCUGGCCGAGAAGCCCUGGGGCCUUGGGGCUGGGGACUUCAGCUCCACCCUGAAAGGCCCUGGCUUCCAGGAGAAGUUGUGGGGGCCUGUGAAAGGCGAGGACGGGCGAGUCCCCACCCCGGGGGCCGGCCAGCUGGACAAGGCCUGGCAGCCCUAUGGCGGCGUAGCCCUGGGCACCAGUGAGAAGCUGUUUGGGGCCCUGAAGACCGAGGAGAAGCUGUGGGACCCCUUCAGCCUGGAGGAGGGCCCAGCCGGGGAGCCGCCUGGGGGGGCCGCUGUGAAGGAGGAGAAGGGCGGGGACGAGGAGGAGGAGGAGGAGUGGUCGGACAGCGAGCACAACUUCCUGGACGAGAACAUCGGCGGGGUGGCCGUGGCCCCUGCGCACGGCUCCGUGCUCAUCGAGUGUGCCCGCCGCGAGCUGCACGCCACCACACCCCUCAAGAAGCCCAACCGCUGCCACCCCACCCGCAUCUCGCUGGUCUUCUACCAGCACAAGAACCUCAACCAGCCGCACCACGGCCUGGCGCUCUGGGAGGCCAAGAUGAAGCAGCUGGCCGAGCGCGCCCGGGCGCGCCAGGAGGAGGCAGCCCGCCUGGGCCUGGGCCCGCAGGAGGCCAAGCUGUACGGGAAGAAGCGCAAGUGGGGCGGCCCCUCGGCCUGCGAGCCCCAGCAGAAGGAGAAGCGGGGCGCCGUGCCCACCCGGCUGGCGCUGGCCCGGGCCACCGACUCUGCUGUCACCGUGUCCUCCUAUGCCUACACCAAGGUCACCGGGCCCUACAGCUGCUGGGUCUAG